Molecule: messenger RNA, 4590 nt
Organism: Aspergillus nidulans FGSC A4
Lineage: Eukaryota; Fungi; Ascomycota; Eurotiomycetes; Eurotiales; Aspergillaceae
Product: putative ABC transporter
Exons: 14
Coding region: 1-4437 (1478 amino acids)
Biological process (GO): azole transmembrane transport; transmembrane transport
Cellular component (GO): plasma membrane; membrane
Molecular function (GO): ATPase-coupled transmembrane transporter activity; ABC-type transporter activity; ATP hydrolysis activity
Source: RefSeq, a predicted model, not a curated record
AUGGAAAAGGACCCCUCCACUGGCGGCCCACUAACGAACUCUCCAGCUGAACAAUACCUGCGCUCCCCCGCAGAAUCGAGGUCCACCUCAGAUACAGCGUCGAUCCCCUCGUCCAAUCCUGACAGCGAGAAGUUCGCACCUAUACAGACAAACCAGUCCACCCGCAGUCGCAAUCAGACGCUCACCCGCAGAGGUACCGCUGGCAGCAGGCCGCUCACUGACGAUGAGAUCACCCGCGCGCUGUCGCAUCGAACGAGCUCCACAUACCAGGGCGGGUCGGAAGAUAAUGAGGAGGUAGCCAGGCUGGUCUCGCGGAUGUUCGGCCGUGAGCGGAAGGCCAAUUCAGACGAAGAGCAGACGAGGCAUCAAGGUGUUGUAUGGAAAAACUUGACUGUCAAGGGCGUUGGGUUGGGCGCUGCCAUCCAGCCGACAAACGCGGAUAUCUUUCUGGGGCUGCCGAGGUUGAUUAAGGGGCUUCUUACGAGGGGUAGAAAGGGCACAAGUGCGGGCAGUGCGCCGUUGAGGACUAUUCUUGAUGAUUUUACGGUGUGUUCUUAUAGUAUGAUGAGUAGAGCGGAGCUAAUUGUCAAAGGGCUGCGUGCGGCCAGUGUCGAAGGGGAGAUACAUUAUGGAGGAACGGAUGCCGACAUCAUGGCGGACAAAUACCGUUCAGAGGUCUUGUAUAACCCCGAAGACGACCUUCAUUACGCUACUCUUUCGGUGCGAGAGACUCUGAUGUUCGCGCUGAAAACACGAACCCCGGACAAAGACUCGCGGCUGCCUGGAGAGAGCCGGAAGGAAUAUCAAGAAACCUUUCUGUCUACGAUUGCCAAGCUAUUCUGGAUUGAGCACUGUCUUGGAACAAAGGUCGGUGGAGAGAUCGUCCGGGGUGUAUCAGGAGGUGAGAAAAAGCGUGUCUCGAUUGGAGAAGCCCUGGUCACCAAAGCUAGUGUACAAUGCUGGGAUAAUUCUACUAAAGGACUUGACGCAAGCACAGCUUCAGAGUACGUGCAGAGUCUUAGAAGUUUGACCAACAUGGCGCACGCCUCCACUCUCGUGGCUCUCUAUCAAGCCUCAGAAAACCUGUACAAGCAGUUCGACAAGGUUCUGCUGAUCGAGGAUGGGAGGUGCGCAUAUUUCGGACCCGCAGGUCGUGCAAAGGCCUACUUUGAAGACCUUGGAUUUAAAUGUCCACCCCGAUGGACAACUCCGGACUUCCUAACGUCCGUCAGUGAUCCUAAUGCGCGGCGUGUGAAGAAAGGCUGGGAGGACCGUAUUCCCCGCUCAGCGGAAGAUUUUCAACGUGCGUACCGUAGCAGCGAAGACUACAGAGAGAACUUGCUGGAUAUAGAGGAUUUCGAGAGAGAAGUCAAGGAACAUGAGGAUGAACAGGAGGAGGCUCGGAGGCGGGCGCCGAAGAAGAACUAUACUGUGCCAUUCCACCAUCAAGUUAUGAUUCUCACGGAAAGACAGUUCAAGAUUAUGUAUGGUGACAAGGGAACUCUCAUUGGGAAGUGGGCGAUUCUCACCUUUCAGGCGCUCAUCAUCGGAAGUCUGUUCUACAAUCUUCCCAACACCAGAGGAGGCGUGAUGUUCUUUGUGCUGCUUUUCAACGCUUUGCUCGCUCUCGCAGAACUGACGGACGUCUUUACCCACCGUCCUGUUAUGCUGAAGCAUAAGAGUUUCUCCUUCUAUCGACCUUCUGCCUACGCUGUCGCCCAAGUAGUGGUCGAUGUACCUAUAAUCUUUAUCCAGGUCACGCUGUUCGAGCUGAUCGUAUACUUUAGCAUGGCCAAUCUACAGAGGACAGCAUCUCAGUUCUUCAUCAACUUCUUGUUCAUCUUCAUUCUUACAAUGACCAUGUAUUCAUUCUUUAGAACUAUCGGGGCUUUUUCAGCGUCUUUAGAUGUUGCCACUCGCCUCACGGGCGUCGCUAUUCAGGCCCUAGUCGUAUAUACAGGCUAUCUCAUUCCACCAUGGAAGAUGCAUCCCUGGUUGAAAUGGCUAAUCUGGAUCAACCCGGUUCAAUAUGCUUUUGAAGGCAUCAUGACCAAUGAGUUUUACAAUAUGGACAUAAAAUGCAUACCACCGAAUAUAGUGCCAGAUGGCCCCGAUGCGCAGCCUGGCCACCAGGCUUGCGCUGUCCAGGGAAGUGAGCCGGAUCAGCUGGUCGUUCAAGGGUCAAAUUAUGUCAGCGCCGCUUUCACAUACAGCCGGUCUCAUCUUUGGCGCAACUUUGGCAUUAUCAUAGGCUUCUUUGUCUUCUUCGUCGCCACAGCGAUGAUCGGGAUGGAACUGCAGAAGCCAAACAAGGGCGGGAGCUCGGUAACAAUUUUCAAGAGGGGCGAGGCACCGAAGGAGAUUGAAAAAGCGGUUGAACAGAAGGAGAAGCCGAAUGAUAUUGAGUCCGGGUCUCGUAAUGACACCACAGAUACCGUGGGCUCAGAUGACGGCCAAGCGGUUGAAGGCAUUGCGCGAAGUGAAUCAGUCUUUACCUUCCAGAAUGUGAACUAUACCAUUCCUGUUAGUGGCGGAAAGAGGCAGCUUCUGAAAGACGUCCAAGGAUAUGUUCGUCCCGGUCGUCUUACUGCGCUUGUUGGAGCUUCUGGUGCAGGGAAAACAACUCUUCUCAAUGCACUCGCCCAGCGAUUAGACUUUGGCGUUGUCACAGGGGACUUCCUGGUUGACGGAAAACCCCUUCCUCGCAGCUUCCAGAGAGCGACUGGGUUCGCCGAACAACAAGAUAUCCAUGAGCCAACCGCUACUGUCCGAGAAUCUCUGAGGUUUUCUGCUCUCCUGCGCCAGCCUCAAGAAGUCCCCAUCGAAGAGAAGUACGAUUACUGCGAGAAAAUUAUCGACCUGCUAGAAAUGCGGCAGAUCGCUGGGGCCACAGUCGGUGCUGGCGGGACUGGACUGAACCAAGAGCAGCGAAAGAGACUUACCAUCGCAGUUGAGCUGGCGAGCAAGCCGUCGCUGCUGUUGUUCUUGGACGAGCCAACCUCAGGCUUAGACUCGCUUGCCGCUUUCAAUAUCGUUCGAUUCCUCCGCCGUCUUGCAGACGCCGGGCAAGCAAUUCUUUGCACAAUCCACCAGCCGUCAGCUGUAUUAUUCGAGAUGUUCGAUGACCUGAUCCUUCUCCAGAGCGGCGGUCGAACAGUCUACAACGGUGAACUGGGCCAAGAUUCGUCCAGAUUGAUUGAAUACUUUGAGCAAAAUGGUGGUAAAAAGUGUCCACCUGAUGCCAAUCCUGCAGAGUAUAUGCUUGAGGUUAUCGGCGCCGGAGAUCCAAACUACAAAGGCCAGGACUGGGGCGACGUCUGGGCCAACUCAGAGAACUGCAAGAAGCUCUCCGACGAAAUUAACAAGGUGGUUGAAAUGCGCCGGAACAAUGAGAAAGAACGAAAUAAAGACGAUGACCGUGAAUACGCAAUGCCAAUAUGGGUACAGAUUCUGGCUGUUACCAAGCGCUCUUUCACUGCGUAUUGGAGGACACCCCAGUACAACAUCGGUAAAUUCGCUCUUCAUAUAUUUACCGGCCUCUUCAACACCUUCACUUUCUGGCAUCUUGGCAACAGCUAUAUUGACAUGCAGUCUCGCCUAUUCUCCAUCUUCAUGACGCUCACCAUCUGCCCACCCCUAAUUCAGCAGCUCCAGCCGCGCUACCUGCAUUUCCGCGCUCUGUACGAAUCACGCGAAGCAAAUUCGAAGAUCUACAACUGGACUGCUUUUGUCACGUCUGCUAUCCUCCCUGAGUUACCGUAUUCGAUCAUCGCAGGCUCGAUUUAUUUCAACUGCUGGUACUGGGGCAUCUGGUUUCCCCGCGACUCCUUCAGCUCGGGCUUCACAUGGAUGCUCCUAAUGCUCUUCGAGCUUUUCUAUGUCUCUUUCGGACAGUUCAUUGCCGCGAUAUCACCAAACGAACUUCUCGCAUCUCUGCUAGUCCCAUGCUUCUUCACGUUCAUCGUCGCCUUCUGCGGCGUUGUGGUCCCCUACAUGGCCAUGCCCCAUUUCUGGCAGUCAUGGAUGUACUGGCUCACGCCCUUCCACUACCUCCUAGAAGGGUUCCUAGGCGUGCUAGUUCAUGACGUCCCCAUGGAGUGCGUGGAGCGCGAAGAAACACUAUUCUCCCUUCCACCCGGCCAAGACUCCUGCCAAAGAUAUGCAGGCAGCUUCCUUAGCCAAGCAACCGGGUACGUUCGGGACGUGGGAAAUGGAAUGUGUGCGUACUGUAUGUUCAGCGACGGAGACCAGUUCGCGGCGAACAACUUCAAUGUCUAUUAUAACCACAAGUGGCGCGAUUAUGGCAUCUUUUGGGCGUUUGUGAUGUUUAAUUUCGCGGCCGUGUUUGUUCUCUCUUGGCUUUAUUUGCACGGAGUCAACGAUAUGAAGAAAUGGCUUAGUAGGAGGAAAGCGAAGAAGAGCGGGCUGCAGAGCUAGAGUGGUAUAACGUUUUGUGAACGGUGGCCGUACCGGAACCGCCUGACAGAAUCAUCCUCUUCUAGCUGUCAGUCUUACUUUUGGGGUUAAAGUUUGUUUGAUUAGACUGCCAGAUAGUCAACGCAAAUAGAUAUCUCAUAUGCUUAUUGUUUA